Galendromus occidentalis (western predatory mite) is the source of this 2420-nucleotide messenger RNA. RefSeq names its product long-chain-fatty-acid--CoA ligase 4. Gene Ontology annotation, cellular component: endoplasmic reticulum; lipid droplet; plasma membrane. Gene Ontology annotation, biological process: long-chain fatty acid metabolic process; long-chain fatty-acyl-CoA metabolic process; neuron differentiation. The transcript is spliced from 7 exons. Lineage: Eukaryota; Metazoa; Arthropoda; Arachnida; Mesostigmata; Phytoseiidae. Gene Ontology annotation, molecular function: palmitoyl-CoA ligase activity. The record is from RefSeq and is a predicted model, not a curated record. Bases 169 to 1956 code for a protein of 595 amino acids.
AUCUUGGAAUUCGCAAGAAGGUCAAAGACUUCACGUGUUGUGAGCUAUAGCUGGGAUCGUCACGCCGCAAGAGCGCCCACAGAUUCGACCGCUCCCGUCCGCGACCACGAUGGAAAAAAACAGGAUGCGCCUUUCCUGGUGAACCUCGCAGCUCACAGCGCACUGAAGAUGGUCAAGAUGAAGAACAGCAUCUUCCGCAAAGUCUCAAAAACUUCGGACGAUCAGGAGCCGUAUGCCGAGCGCGUGUACAAAGACGACUACGCGCCGUAUGUGAAAUCAUCCUUCCGCUCCCACUGCUGCGAAAAGUAUCCCGAUGAGAAGCCUCUUGGACGUCUCGAGAGUUCAAGAAGCAUGGCAGAAGUAUUUCGUCAUGCUGUGCGGAUGCAUGGGGACAAACCUUGCAUGGGCUACAGACCUCUCCUGGAGACAUUGGCAGGCGAAUUCGAGGGACGACCUAUCAACAAAUUGAGUCAGGGUGGAUACAAGUUCCACUCGUAUGAAACUGUCGAUCAAUUGGUGGACUUCUACGGGCGAGGAUUCCGAGAGAUCGGAAUCAGGCCUCACGACAGAGUGGCCAUUCUCGCGGAGACUUGUUUCGAAUGGAUGUGUAUCGCCCUUGCGCUCAUGAGAUAUAACAUGCCCAUCGUUACUUUGUACGCUACGCUCAGCGAGGAAGGCGUCGUUCACGGUCUCACGGAGACGAGGGUAUCGACCGUCGUCACUUCUCAAGACCUACUCGAGAGAAUGCGGGAUCGUUUUGCGAAAAUCCUCACUCUGAAGCACAUAAUCUACUUGGAGAGAGUCGACAAACCCGUUCCUCGAUCUGUUCUGGGCAAAGAGUUGAUGUCAUCGACAACGUUGAGGAACCUGGGCGAGCACCCGGAGAACGAUUAUCGUCCCGAAGACCCGAAACCGCAUGACGUCGCAAUCCUGAUGUAUACGAGCGGUUCGACGGGCGUUCCGAAAGCAGUAACGUUGACCCAUCUCAAUCUACUCUCGGGUGCAAAAGGUCUUGGAGAGGUUUUCGAAUCGUUGAAAGUCCGAACGGACGAUGCUUACGUCGCUUACCUGCCUCUGGCUCACGUUUUCGAACUGACUUGCGAAAUCAUCGCCAUCCUGUUCGGGGUCAAGAUCGGUUAUUCUUCGGCGACAACACUCACUGACAACUCGCCGAGCAUCAUCCCAGGCCAGCAGGGGGACUGUUCGAUUCUACAGCCCACGAUCAUGCCAGCCGUACCGCUCAUGCUCGACCGAGUUAAGAAAGCUGUCAUUCGGAAGUGCAGGGAGAAGGGGGCUGUUUCGGCCCGCGUCCUCGAGCUGGCGAUUCAGGAAACUCUGAAGCGGCACAAGCGGGGCCAAGACGCUACAAUCUACGAUAAAGAUAUAUUCGCGCAGAUCCGAUCCGUUGUCGGGGGAAAGCUGAGGAUCAUCGCGACCGGCUCGGCGCCGCUCUCGCCUGAAACCCACGCAUUCAUACGAUCCGCUCUCGGUUGCCUUGUUAUACAGGGCUACGGCCUAACGGAGUCCUGCGCGGCUGCGACCUGCAUGACGCUCGAUGAUGACGCUACGGGCGAGGUUGGUUGUCCCGUUGUAGGAGCGUACGUCAAGCUCGAGGACUGGCAAGAAGGCGGCUAUUUCGUUAAGGACAACAAGGGCGAGAUCAUUCUUGGCGGAGAGAUGAUUGCGGCUGGCUACUUCAACAACGAGCGCCUGUCGGCUGAGUGUUUCUUCGAAGAAGGGGGCAUACGGUGGUUCCGUACAGGCGACAUCGGCGAGGUGACCGAUAGGGGUACAUUUAAAAUCAUCGAUCGGAAGAAAGAUCUCGUCAAACUGCAGCACGGAGAGUACAUUUCUCUCGGAAAACCUGAGAGUGGACUCGUCACAGCCGCCAUGAAGCUGUGCCGCAAAGAAAUCCAAAAAAAAUAUCAGACUGAGCUUGAUCAGCUAUACAGGUAGAUUUUUAAAAUGUUGUACCAGACGACGGCUCGCAAGAGCCGAGCUCCUUAUGCAACGACGUUCCUAAGAUUCGCGACCUCGGAGCAGUCGAUGAUCUUUGAGCUCGCUCCAAACUAUCACGUGGAAAUAUUCCUCAUUGACUUGACGACUUGUUGGAUGAGUCUCUAUCGGAAGCAGACGUCAACAAUCCUUAUUUGACUAUGUCAACUUUGAGCAUUCUACUUUUUUCCCUUCCCUCUGUUACACUCUGUCGAUGUGGGGCUCCGUGUUAUCCUCCAGGAGUAUUUUGAGAAGCCGUGGAAGGAAACAACAACGCGUGCACGAGGGGAACUGUGAUUAGGAAGCUCUUAGUCAUUAAAUGUAGAUCCAGCGGAACUGUCGAGCAUAGCUUUACGAAAACUAGACUCAAUCUAUUAUUAAGCUAGGUUAUUGACUAGACGCUCUUACUCCAAUAAAUAUCUUAA